This is a messenger RNA of Pseudopipra pipra, 819 nucleotides long. RefSeq names its product tetratricopeptide repeat domain 36 (gene TTC36). The record is from RefSeq and is a predicted model, not a curated record. The coding region runs from base 61 to 627 and encodes 188 amino acids. Lineage: Eukaryota; Metazoa; Chordata; Aves; Passeriformes; Pipridae. Gene Ontology annotation, molecular function: protein binding. The transcript is spliced from 3 exons. Gene Ontology annotation, biological process: cilium assembly.
AACCAACCCACAGCCUCCCCCUGGAGCCCCAUCACAGGCCUCAGUGGCACAGAGGGCACCAUGGCCACGGCGAACGACAGGGCUGUCCUGCAGACCAUCUUUAACCCCAGCACCCCUUUUGGGGACAUCCCAGGGUUGGAUGAGGAGGAGGAGGACAUCGAGUUGGAAGUGGAAGCUUUUCCAUUGGAGUUGCUGGAGCAGGUCCGGGACCUGGAGCUGCAGGGAGUUUCUGCAGCUGAGUCGGGAGAUGUGAGCACGGCCCUGGAGCGGUUCAGCGAGGCCAUUCGCCUGCUGCCUGAGCGCGCCUCGGGCUACAACAACCGGGCCCAGGCCCUGCGCCUGCGGGGGGACGUGGCAGGUGCCCUGCAGGACCUGGACACCGCCAUCCGCCUGAGCCGUGGGCGCGGCCGGGCCGCCUGCCAGAGCUUCGUGCAGCGUGGCCUCAUCCACCGGCUGCAGGCGCGGGACGAAGACGCUCGGCAGGAUUUCGAGUGUGCAGCACGCCUGGGCAGUGCCUUUGCCCGGCGGCAGCUGGUGCUGCUGAACCCCUACUCAGCGCUCUGCAACCAGAUGCUCUGUGAGAUGCUGGGGCGGCUGCGCAACCCCAAUGGCACUGGGACCGAGUGAGUAGGCCAGGUAGAGCCAUGCUCCCGAGGUGGCCUAUAGGCAGGCACGUCCUGGCCGGAGAAGGUCUAUCUCUGGUGUCAGAGAUCCUGUUCCUCCUCCUGGCUGGUAGCCGGGGACAGGAAGUACCGAAGUGCCUUGCUGUUUGUGUCUUGCUCUGCUCCACUCCCAAUAAACCUCCUCCUGUCCCUGGCA